ACACUAUAAAAGAGGCCAAAUCCUCCAUGGAUUGUAUCAACGCCAAACGAUUUCAAAUCUUCACAGCUCUCUUACAAAAAAAAAAAAAAAGGCUUUCUUUUUAUUAUUUUUUGUUUUUAAUUUCUUUACUUUCUUGCAAUGGCGUUUAAGAAAACCAUGGCGGAGAAGCUUUUCAAUAUUUCGAAAAUUUCUUCGCAAGUUCUUACCAACUGCCGGAUUUCCUCAUCGACGAUUCAAAAUCGAAUCUCGCAAAAAGAGAUGAAAGCUACAACAGCAGUGGCGCAUGAUCCUGGAGACUUUAACGGUAACGGUAAAGGUACCGGCAAUGGCAUGUUCAGGCGGUUUCUUCAUAAAGGAGCUAUGGUUGCACCGACAAUGAGGAAGUUACCAAUGGGAGAGAAUUUACUGGAGAGGUUAAGGGAAUUUGAUAGUUUCAGGGAUCGGAUCCGGUUGGACGGAUUGAGCCCGCACUUGGCGGCGAAUUUGGAGGUGCCGGAGGUGCCUGCACUGUCGGUUCAAGAAGCGAAGAAGUUGUUAAGGGUGGCCCAAUUGGAGGCGGUCAAAACGAGGCUGAGAGAGACCGGGAAAACCUGGAUUUCUUAUUCGGACUUUAUUCGGAUCUGUGGAGGAAGUUGUUCGGAUCCGGAACAAGGUUUGCAGUUCGCGAAAUUACUGGACGAAUCUGGAACCGUCGUCAUUUUGGGAAACGUCGUCGUUUUACGAUCCGAACAGGUAGCAAAAGCUCUCGGAGAUCUAAUUCCUUUACCAGGACCCAAUCCGAAUGACCCAAGAAGAAAAGAAUUGGCAGAGUUGGAGAAGGAGAAAGCCACCAUUGAUAAAAAAGCUGAUUCCUUGGUCCGUCGAGAACUCUGGCUCGGUCUAGCCUACUUGGUGGUUCAAACAGCCGGGUUCAUGAGACUAACAUUUUGGGAACUCUCAUGGGAUGUCAUGGAACCCAUUUGUUUCUAUGUCACAUCCGUUUAUUUCAUGGCUGGCUAUGCAUUUUUCCUCAGGACAUCCAAAGAACCUUCUUUUGAAGGUUUUUACCAGAGCAGGUUCAGCACAAAGCAAAAGCAGCUCAUCAAGGCUUACAAUUUUGAUAUCGAGAGGUAUAAUGAGCUUAAGGGAAUUUUUUAUCCACAUUCAUCAUCAAAACAAGCCUCGUCGGCUUCCUUUGAUCAUUCUGAGAAGAGGCAUAUUGGUGGUUUAGAUCAAUGAUGAUCGAAAAUACUGAAGGAAAGACGAAAUAGAAAUAAUACAAUUUUGUUUUAGGAGUAACAGCGGCUUUCUGUAACAUUCCGUCAAGAGUUUUUUCUUUUUCACAAAAAACCUAACAACUCCUUCCCCUCUCUCUUUCCUAUGUUUAAACAUAUAUUCAGUCCUCUGGCUAAACAUAUAUUCAGAAGUGAAGGUUGAUCCAA
Molecule: messenger RNA, 1421 nt
Organism: Durio zibethinus
Lineage: Eukaryota; Viridiplantae; Streptophyta; Magnoliopsida; Malvales; Malvaceae
Product: calcium uniporter protein 3, mitochondrial-like
Biological process (GO): calcium import into the mitochondrion; mitochondrial calcium ion homeostasis
Cellular component (GO): uniplex complex
Molecular function (GO): calcium channel activity; uniporter activity
Source: RefSeq, a predicted model, not a curated record